This is a messenger RNA of Eruca vesicaria subsp. sativa (arugula), 636 nucleotides long. NCBI's taxonomy places the organism in Eukaryota, Viridiplantae, Streptophyta, Magnoliopsida, Brassicales, Brassicaceae. The record is from the annotation of a GenBank genome assembly.
AUGAACCGGGCAAAAAGAUUCAAACUUUUCGGAAAUCUGAGACGGGAGAGAUCAAGGCCGGCGCAAGUUCUGAGUAUUGGCGCAAGAGACGGCAGCGGCGGAGGAGGCAGUGGUGGUUGUGAACGGAUAAGGCGGAGAAGACACCUGAAUCCUAGGAGCUUGAUGGAUGGAGGCGGCUUUGAGUUACAAACGCUCUCACAUCUUUAUUCGCAGAGUUUGCACAAAGUCGACCAUCAAGGUGCAGAGUUCAUGAGCGACAUUAAGACAUUGGCUCAAGUCACUCAUUUGAGUUUGGUCAAAUACUAUGGUUAUUUGGUUCACAACGACGAGAAGCUUGUGGCUGUGGAGUAUGUUCCCAAUGGAAAUCUCAGAGAUCACUUGGAUUGUAAGGAUGGAAAGACUCUCGACAUGGCAACUCGACUAGAUAUCGCAACCGAUAUUGCUCAUGCCAUAACUUAUCUUCACAUGUAUACACAGCCACCUCUCAUCCACAGAGACAUUAAAUCAUCAAACAUUCUACUCACUGACAGCUUUAGAGCCAAGGUUGUUCAUUUGUGGUUCGCCAGAUUAGCUCCAGAUACUGAAUCACAAGCCACUCAUGUCUCCACACAAGACAAAGGAACCGCUGGUUACUAA